Molecule: messenger RNA, 255 nt
Organism: Debaryomyces tyrocola
Lineage: Eukaryota; Fungi; Ascomycota; Pichiomycetes; Serinales; Debaryomycetaceae
Source: the annotation of a GenBank genome assembly
AUGGGCAGAUUCAGUGAUAUGAAGGACAAGCUUAACGCGAAAGACGCGGUCCACAUUAAAGUACUUGAAGCACAGUUGGAGAGAGGAAGAAAGAAGGAAGAAAAGUUCGAGAAGGAUAAACAAGACUUUCUCGCACAACUGGCUAAGUAUGCUCACCAAAGUGGACAGCCAGCUACAGUAUUUGAAGAAGGCAAAUGGUUUUUAUUACAUCCUGAUGGACGGAAAGAGCCAAUGGGUGGUGAAAGUUCCAGUUAA